GCCCUAGCUAGUAGCACUGUCAGAACCACUACAGAAACUCCCUGUGUUCAUGGGGCCUUCUCAGCUUGUCCGGGCCCCUCGGUCCCGGGGCUUCAAUUCCCCAUCCCGUAGGCCUGGUGUGGGCUGGCCUCGGCCCCGGUUUCCCAAGAUGUUCAAGUGUAGCCAUAGAAGAUACAGGCAGAAUUCUCAACGCUCAGCUGCCACUACUGCUACCACCAAUGUCACCACCACGGCCAAUAACAACAACAACACUACUACCACCAGGGUGUGGAUUCUCCCACCACAAGUUCUCAGACAACUCUGUCAACCUGGGAGAUUUCUGGUUCUCUAGAAAUGCUCAGAAACCAGUCCAGAAGCCUGACUGAUUCCAGACCUGCAUCUUGUAAAGGCCAAGGAUGGUAAACAACAAAUAAAUACAGCCUUUUCUGCUCCAA
Messenger RNA from Erinaceus europaeus (western European hedgehog), 434 nucleotides. It is a transcript of the gene P3R3URF, whose product is annotated as PIK3R3 upstream open reading frame. The record is from RefSeq and is a predicted model, not a curated record. NCBI's taxonomy places the organism in Eukaryota, Metazoa, Chordata, Mammalia, Eulipotyphla, Erinaceidae. The transcript is spliced from 2 exons. The coding region runs from base 50 to 331 and encodes 93 amino acids.